This is a messenger RNA of Pongo pygmaeus (Bornean orangutan), 715 nucleotides long. RefSeq lists its product as uncharacterized. The record is from RefSeq and is a predicted model, not a curated record. Bases 78 to 401 code for a protein of 107 amino acids. Lineage: Eukaryota; Metazoa; Chordata; Mammalia; Primates; Hominidae. The transcript is spliced from 3 exons.
UCCAAGGAAAUGACUCACAGCGGCUGGCAGGGCUCUGGCGGGGCUGGCCCGGGCCCCCGCGCUCCAGCCCGCAGCAGAUGUCGGCCCGGCCCUCCCUCCCUCCCUUGCCGGCCAAACCCGCUGGAAGCCCGCGGUUGCGGGAGCGCCCUGCGCCCGUGGGACCUGGCGGCGAGGACGCCUAUUCCCUGCUUCUGCGACCACAGCUGGGCACUCGGAAAGUUGCUAGGGCCGAAGAGGCGGGAGGGGAGGAAGGGAAGAGAGAGGCGGAGGCGUGGACCAGGCGGGCAGCAGCCUCAGCCCGCCGGGGAGCAAACGGAGAUGAGAAACAGAUGUCUCUGCAGGACCAAACAGUUAUUCUCCCUCGCCGCCCGCCCCCGCCCGUUUCCCUCCUGAGCUGCUGAUCCUCCGACUGUGAAAAACCAAACCUCUGGCUGCCUGGCUCCCUAGGAAUCAAGAAGAUGCACAGACUGAAAAUCAAGGGAGGAAGGAACAAGAUCAAGGAUGAGGAUUAGCAUCGGCAAAUUGAACUCUAUCUAAUUUGCAUGUUUAUUUCUUAGAAUUGUAAUUAAAUUUGUGUAAUAAAUGUUUUCCAUUUCAUUUGUACACUUAAAACUUGGGUGACUGACAUGCAGUUAAGUGAAUUUCCUUUUUUUUUAAAGCAAAUGUAGAUUAUUCAAUAAAGCAGCAAACCAAUAUUAAACAUAAUUAGAACUAA